Molecule: messenger RNA, 514 nt
Organism: Tupaia belangeri chinensis (Chinese tree shrew)
Lineage: Eukaryota; Metazoa; Chordata; Mammalia; Scandentia; Tupaiidae
Product: AT-rich interactive domain-containing protein 1A
Source: RefSeq, a predicted model, not a curated record
GCCGCGGGGCCGCUCGUGGCCUCCGGGGAUCAGGCGAAAGGGGUUUGUGCGUGGGGGGGGCCUGGGCCUGGGGAAGCUGACGCCGGUCGUCCGGAAGCCAGGAGGAGGCGAGAGGCCGCUCGUGGACUCCGGGCCUAGGCCCUCUCCCCUCAACCUUCUCCCGGGGCCUGGGUCACCCCAAUCCACGGAAAAAGAGACCAUCCGGGAGGUGCGGCCGCGCUAUGGACCCCUGACCCCGCGGGGUCAUUCGGACUCUUAACGUGUGGACUGACCGCUACUGACUGCACCGCCAGCCCCCCGUCGCCUGCCGGCCCUUAGCAUGAGCGAGGGGGACCCAGCCGGGUGACAUUGUGCCCGUUGGCGGAUUCUCGAUUUCCCCCUUUCCCCAUCCUCGUCUUCCUCCUCCCACAUGAAGUGAUUCUGAGUAUCGGGGUGGUUCUGGAUUAUUGUUCUUACGAACCCCUGCUUGUGGUUGGGGGUUAUUUAAUCUGAGGCCUCAGGGUCCUUCCGUGUC